CAAAAGCUUUGCCUAGGUUUAGUAUCCGUACGUCGCCCUUCUUGUCCGCCACUGGUGCCCUCGGAUUCUCGUGCACUUAUUAACUAAGUAAAUUUACUGAGAUGGUGGUAAAUGCACGAGAAAGAAACAUGGGUUGCUAGCUUCCUCAAGCGAAAUAUUGGUGAGUCGUCGCAAAGGUGGUAUGGUGGAAACACGACGAACGUGAUCAUCAAUCGCAAUUUCCAAUCCACCACAUUCGCGCCUUCGAUUCUGCCAAUACUUCAUCCCUUUUCAAAUGUCAACAGCAGGCACGAUUCGGGGAAAGCGUGCUAGCCUGAGGCUGAGAUAUCGAUAUCAAACGACAACUCGGCUGGCCCAUGCUCAGAGCUGAUUCGGGAAAGCCGUCGGCCACGACGAUGAAUUUUGCCAAUCAGCCCUGAAUGAACGGUAAAUGUAUUGAUUAAUAUAAUUGCCGUGGAAAAGACUGAGGCAUUCUGAUAACGCUUGCUAUUUAGGAUUACUUUGGAAAUCUCGCGCCUGCUGACUGGGAUACCUGGCCGAAUAAAGAGAGCUC
Molecule: messenger RNA, 553 nt
Organism: Colletotrichum godetiae
Lineage: Eukaryota; Fungi; Ascomycota; Sordariomycetes; Glomerellales; Glomerellaceae
Exons: 2
Coding region: 112-312 (66 amino acids)
Source: RefSeq, a predicted model, not a curated record